AUGCGUUUAGUCACUUAUUGGGAGCGCUUUUUUCGGCGGAAACACAUCACCCCAGGAUGCCUGGAAACGCAAUUGAAGAGAAAUCUCUCGACUUUGGACAUCACUCUGCUUGGCGUCGGUCACAUGAUCGGAGCUGGGAUCUAUGUGCUAACAGGAGCUGUUGUACGAAAUACGGCCGGCCCAUCGAUUGUUCUCUCAUUCUUGCUUGCCGGUUUCGCCUCGUUGCUCUCAGCGCUUUGCUAUGCGGAAUUUGGAGCUAGAUUCCCAAAAGCUGGCAGCGCUUACACGUAUGCGUACAUUGGAGUUGGUGAACUGUGGGCAUUUGUAAUCGGAUGGAAUAUCGUCCUCGAGCACAUGCUUGGAGCCGCUGCUGUCGCUCGUUCAUGGUCAGCCUAUCUGGACUCUCUACUAAACAAUCGGAUUCGCAACAUCACCGAGAAUGAAUUCGGAGUGAUUGAUAGCACCGUUUUUGGGGAGUACCUCGACUUUGUCGCCUUCUUGGUGGUAAUCCUCGUAGCGAUCUUUGUGGCACUCGGCUCAAAAACGUCGACAAUGUUCAACAACAUUUUCACUCUCAUCAACAUGGUGGUGAUAACGAUUGUCGUCGGCUACGGGAUGUCCUUUGCUGAUUUCUCUUUAUGGACAGGGCAAACCUCAUCCGGCGACUCGAAAUUCUUUCCAUACGGUUUUCAAGGAAUGUUGGCUGGAGCGGCCUCGUGUUUCUUUGCUUACAUUGGUUUUGAUGGAUUGGCGACAGCGGGAGAGGAAGCUAAGAACCCAUCUCGUUCGAUCCCACUCGCCACAUUCAUCUCAAUGUCAAUUGUCACGUUGGCCUAUAUCUUGAUGUCAGCUUCGCUUACUCUAAUGAUACCAUACAAUGUGGUUCACCCAUCAGCCGCCUUUGCGGACGCGUUUGAGCUAAAGGGAGCAACGGUUGCCCGAUUCGCCGUUUCUCUUGGAGCCCUUUGUGGAAUGACGACAAGUCUGGUCGGUGGAAUGUUUGCUUUACCUCGUUGCGUCUAUGCGAUGGCUCAAGACGGGCUUUUGUUCUCAUUUCUCGCGAAAGUCAACGAUCGAACAAAGGUACCCGUGAAUGCAGUGAUAAUCUUCUCAUUGAUGGUUGCAGUGAUCGCAUUGCUUUUUGAUAUUGAAACACUUGUCGAGUUUUUAUCAAUAGGCACACUGCUAGCGUACUCAAUCGUCUCACUUUGUGUGAUGAUUCUGCGAUAUCAACCGGCGCCUAUUGAAGGCUCUCCGGGGAAGGGACUCGAUCAUGGUGGUCGAGUGUACAAUUGGGUUCCGAUGAGCUCAUUCAUCAAUUCUCUUCACGCAGGCCAGUCCAUUGUCUGGGCGCUUAUUGUGAUGACCAUCUCAUUUUUCGCCAUCGGAUUAUGCUUCUCGACUGGAUUUUUCAAGCAAGGAGUCCUCGGAGCAAUUGUGACCGGGCUUGCGCUGACCAUCUCAAUUUUUUCUUUUCUUCUCGUCGCUGUUCAUCGUCAGAAUCGUCAACAGUUGGCAUUUAAAGUACAUUUUGUUCCGGUUGUUCCAUCGCUUUCUCUUUUUAUCAACAUUCAAAUGAUGCUCCAUUUGGCGCCGAUCACUUGGCUGAGAUUGGCCGUGUGGAUGGUGAUUGGAAUGGCAAUCUAUCUCUUGUACGGGAUUCGUCACAGCGCCGAGGAGAGGAUAUUGGCUGGGGCGAGAUUCACAAAGAGUAAAACCUACGAAACGAUGAGUGGACAUCACAAUGACGAUGAUGAUGGGGGGACAGUGGGAACGAUUGGGAUUGAACAUUUCGGGGAGAAGGACGAGAAAAAUGUGUUGCCAGAUCGCCCAUCAACGAGUCAAUCCACUUCAACUGGAGCCUACAGUAAUCCUGUGGUCGAUUUAGAGAAGAUUGAUAGCACA
Messenger RNA from Mesorhabditis belari, 1905 nucleotides. Lineage: Eukaryota; Metazoa; Nematoda; Chromadorea; Rhabditida; Rhabditidae. The record is from the annotation of a GenBank genome assembly.